Sapajus apella (tufted capuchin) is the source of this 613-nucleotide messenger RNA. RefSeq names its product keratin-associated protein 6-3-like. NCBI's taxonomy places the organism in Eukaryota, Metazoa, Chordata, Mammalia, Primates, Cebidae. The record is from RefSeq and is a predicted model, not a curated record. Gene Ontology annotation, biological process: keratinization. The transcript has 2 exons. Bases 1 to 390 code for a protein of 129 amino acids.
AUGGCUUCUGAAGGAGAAGCAUCCAAACUACAGUCACCUACACUCCUUCCUACCCAGGGACAAACUUCCACAACCAUCACCAUGUGUGGCAGCUACUACGGAAACUACUACGGCGGCCGUGGCUAUGGGUGCUGUGGCUACGGAGACCUGGGCUGUGGCUAUGGCUCCUGCUAUGGCUGUGGCUUCCGCAGACUGGGCUGUGGCUACGGCUGUGGCUAUGGCUGUGGCUUCCGCAGACUUGGCUGUGGCUACGGCUGUGGCUAUGGCUGUGGCUUCCGCAGACUGGGCUGUGGCUACGGCUGUGGCUAUGGCUAUGGCUCCCGCUCCCUCUGUGGCUGUGGCUAUGGAUGUGGUUCUGGCUGUGGUUCCGGCUUUGGCUACUACUACUGAGGACACCACAGGAGACUCAUCGUCUGUCCUGUGACAUCGGGGUUCACCAAUUCCAAACCCCACAUGCUCUGAGCUCACGAUUGGAUGAAGAUUCUCUUAUAUUAAAAGUUUCUGAUGUCAUUUUUCUGAAGACCUGCCCCCCAAUACCACUACCCUCUGGAUCUAAUAUUUUCAACUUCCUUUUUUGAAUGUAAUGCUUGAAAAUUAAAAUAAUGUAAAAUUU